This is a messenger RNA of Arctia plantaginis, 1329 nucleotides long. The record is from the annotation of a GenBank genome assembly. NCBI's taxonomy places the organism in Eukaryota, Metazoa, Arthropoda, Insecta, Lepidoptera, Erebidae.
AUGUUUAGUGAGCAUAAAAACUCGUAUCUACAAUUGGUAUGCGCCGCAAACCCGAGAGUCAUCAACAAGGCGGUAGACCGCGCAAUGCGGUACAAGCGGAAAGAUAUGCGCGAUGAAAUCCCACCAGCUAAACGCCUGUCAUCCAUGCAGCCAUCGCUCUUUGCACCUAUGACAGACGUCACUAGAGCACAGCUGGGGUUUGGACGUGUUGGUCUACGUGUGCUGAACAAAGAACUAAGCUCGAAUGACAAUCUAAUACAACUGCAAGCUAUACAUAGCAUACUUGAUCAGGUACAAAUAUCAGAAAACGCAAUAUUUCUAAUAAACUUAAACAUCAUUUAUCGCCUCACAGAAAUAAUGCACGACCGCGACCCUAUUAUCCGUGAAAAAAUUUGCCUAAUUCUCACCCACCUCGCGCAUUACUAUCAGGGUAGACAGGGUAUGUUAUCUCGGCCAAUCAUCGUCGAAAAACUCAUGUAUUUAAUAAUGCGUGACCGUAAAGAAAUACGGUAUGCUGCGGCUUACACACUCAGAACUUUGGCCAGGUACAAAUGCACUAGUGAAGUUAUUCUAAAGACGGAAAAUAUCAUCGAAAACCUUCUAAAAAUGGUCAAAGAUGAACACACUGGAAUAAUUUUUAUACACCUCAAAACACUUUGCGAACUUUGUGAAUGGGAUCCAGAGACAGCCUUAAGAGCCAACGGUUUUCAGGUUAUGCUCAUCUUGUUUAGUAACCAUGACAAAAGAGUGUCCGCUAAAGCUAUGGAAUGCAUGACUCAGCUUUGUAAACAUGAGGUCGGAAAGCAACUCGCCGAUAUACAUGAUUUAAAUUUGCUACUACUAAAACAUUAUUUGAGUUCUUCCUAUGUUGGAGUAAUAUUAAGCGCUGUAGGUCUCAUGACGUAUACUACAGUGACUACACGUUCAAAAUGGCGCGCGAAGGAGUUCACUUACGAAUUGACGAAGCGUUUAAUGGCAUUGACUAAAGCACACAACUCUGCGUUGAUGCAAAUUCGUGUGAUGCAAGUUCUGAUUAAUCUAUGCGACUGUCCGGACAUCAGAUAUCAUAUGAAGAAAUAUUGGGAGAGGAAAGUUCAGGCUAUAAAGAUCAGAACACACGAGGAAUGGAACGGUACGUCAGAAAUAACGAGUUAUGGUUUUGAAUCGGGACAUAAUUAUAGAACUAUGUGUAUCGAGGGUGUGGAAACCAUCAAAAAUGAUUAUGGCGAUAACGUGAACGUCGUGAACGUCCACAGUUAUUUGGAGAGAGUCCAUCACGUGAAGAAGCAUUUAUUAAGAGCUAUUAACUUCAAGCCACAUGUGAAUUAA